Parus major (Great Tit) is the source of this 1398-nucleotide messenger RNA. It is a transcript of the gene LY86, whose product is annotated as lymphocyte antigen 86. The transcript has 5 exons. Bases 259 to 744 code for a protein of 161 amino acids. NCBI's taxonomy places the organism in Eukaryota, Metazoa, Chordata, Aves, Passeriformes, Paridae. The record is from RefSeq and is a predicted model, not a curated record. Gene Ontology annotation, biological process: positive regulation of lipopolysaccharide-mediated signaling pathway; innate immune response.
GAGUAGUGUGAUUAGCUCAUUUGUCAUUAGUUGAACACCAAGCAGAAAGCAGAAGUACAAAGAAAUAGCACCCUCCAAUUCUGAUUAGCCUCUUGUUUAUACCACAUUGUGAGAAGCUGAGGCUGCACUGGCUCACUUACCCCUUUUGCAGGCACAAAUGUUCUAAGUCCCUUGUCCCUUGGAGAAAGGAAGGAACACCUCCCUCCAGAGUGUUAGCAAGAGACAGAAGUGAUCCUGCAAACUACCACCACCACCACCAUGAAGACAUCAAGUGCUCUUCUUUUCAUCUUAGUCCUGCUUUACAUCAAUGCCAGCACAGAAUGGCCUACACACACAGUCUGCAAAGAGGACAACUUGGAAAUACAUUACAAAAGCUGUGAUCCCCAGCAAGAUUUUGCUUUCAGCAUUGACCAUUGUGCUGAUAUUGCAACCCACACCUUUAACAUCAGAGCUGCAAUGGUCCUAAGACACAGCAUCAAGGAACUCUAUGUCAAGCUGGACAUGAUCAUAAAUGGAAAGACUGUCUUAACCUACUCAGAGACGCUUUGUGGGCCGGGUCAUGAUAAGCUUAUUUUCUGUGGAAUGAAGAAAGGAGAACAUCUCUAUUAUGAGGGACCAGUCACACUGGGAAUCAAAGAAAUCCCUCAGGGAGAUUACACACUUUCAGCAAAGCUGACUAAUCAAGAUCACGUCACUGUCGCUUGUGCCGAUUUUACUGUGAAAAAUUAUUUAGACUAUUAUUAGCAACAAACCAAUUUCAUGAAAGCUACAGACUACCAAAACUAUUCAAGUCAAGUAGGCUGCUUGCAUGCUACAGUGAUUCUGAAGAAAAUAAUCCUCACAUGGUGAUUCUGAAGCUGUUCCUCUUUAGAAUUCGCUAUUUUCAAGAAGUUGCUAGAUCCUCUAGUGGUAAUUUUAUCUCUAAACGCACACUGUAGCCUACUUUUUUCUUCUAAUAUAUACAGCUGUAAGAAGAAAGUAUCCAAUACCAACACUCUCAUCUUAGGAUGAAAAUAGCAUGAGGCAGAACAGGCGAGAGCCUAAACACUUUUUUGCAGUAAGUUAUGGAGGUAUCCAUUUCUAACACAGGCUAGAAGAUGACUUUCACAUAUAUCACAUAUUAUGCAGUUACAGAACUCAACAUCUUAAAUCUUCUCUGGAGCCUGUCUGGAGAUUCCACUAGCACAGCUUUUGUUAUAACCACAGAACAAAAGCAAAUAGGACGAACAUGCCUUUUUUCCAGUGAUCGAUGCCCUGUCACUGGAUUCAUAUCAGUCUAGUCUUCUGGACACUACCUGGAAUUUUUUGUUCUGUAAUGUCUUUUAAGUGAUGUGUGAAUCAUUCUGUACCUAGGCUAUGUGCUCUUCUUGCUUCUCAAUAAAUUCAUAAUGAAAGACU